This is a messenger RNA of Helobdella robusta, 912 nucleotides long. RefSeq lists its product as hypothetical. Gene Ontology annotation, cellular component: mitochondrion. The transcript is spliced from 7 exons. The record is from RefSeq and is a predicted model, not a curated record. The annotation marks the transcript as partial. Lineage: Eukaryota; Metazoa; Annelida; Clitellata; Rhynchobdellida; Glossiphoniidae.
AGGCAUAAGCACUGGGAUAUAAAAUGGAGGAAGUUGAGGGCUGAAAAAGUUAUGAAGAUGGACCUUCCUGAUUAUGACAAACUUAGACGUGAAUCCAUGAUGGACCCCAGUGAGUUUCGAUCAAAAAUGAAGAAAGAAGGCAUGACACCUCCUAGACGUUUUCAAGAAAGACCUAUCAUUAUUGCUAGCACAGGAAGUGUUUUUGAGCCAUAUGUUCCACCUGAGGGUGAUGGUCUGGCCUCUAGACUUUCAGGAAAGGGUGCCAAACAAAGAUUAACAGAACUAGAGAUGAAGGGCAAGUCAUUCCUCCAACUUAGGAAGAUCAAACCCUACGAGGAGAACUUUGACAUAAAAGUUUUUGCCGAGAAGUCUCUUGAUAUCUACAAAGAAGCUAUGAAACUAUUGGAAAAGUAUGACAAUGAAGCUCGCUUACAUGAACUUGUCUCUGAAAAGGCUUAUCCUGAGAUGGUUUGGAAACUAGAGAAGAAGACGUUUCGCUGGUCGUUUAUAGAAUCUUUGGAACCGCCCAGAGUUGUGCAUGUUCGUACAACAGAGAUGAUGUCAAAGGAGAAUAUAUACGCACAGAUAACUGUCAGAUACCUCACUAAACAGAUGAUAGCCAUAUACGAUCGGUUCGGUCGACUGACGUACGGUAGUGAAACAAUUCCUCAAGACUUGCUUGAAUACGUCGUCUUUGAGAAACACAUCGUGAACGAGAAUGGCUCGUGGAGAGUCCACAGCAAAAUAUUUCCCGAUUGGAUGAAAACUGGCGACUACAGUCACCAAGUUGCUGUACUAAGAACUAUGGUGAAACCAAAGUUGGAGGCUAUAGAUCGAAAGGUGGAUGUUGUUAAAAGUAAUGGCGAGAGCGGUGGUAGUGAUAAUGCGACUGGUCAACUUGCUGCUGCUUGA